Molecule: messenger RNA, 11468 nt
Organism: Topomyia yanbarensis
Lineage: Eukaryota; Metazoa; Arthropoda; Insecta; Diptera; Culicidae
Exons: 7
Coding region: 1041-4223 (1060 amino acids)
Source: RefSeq, a predicted model, not a curated record
GUUCUGAUCGUUUCGUUGCUCGAAAUGGAGCUGAAAUGAAAGUUUGUGCGCUAACUGUAACGUCUCGGAUAUUUCGUUGUGCCAGGAAUUAGUUUAUGUGCUGCCGAUUUGGUGUUGUUCUAGAUUGGUACGGCCGGUGGAUGCUAAUAGCUAACGGUGAGUGGAGGUCGGAUGCAAAACUAGCAAAAGCGGUAUUGCUAGUCGAAGAUCGUCGUUGCGAGCGUUGUAGUAGUUGUCGUUGCUGUGUUUUAAGGUGUAUAUUCAUUGCUUAAUUAUAGCUGUGCGUUAGGCGUUCUUCUAAGCCUUCUGAUUCACGGAAGUUCCCUGAGGCUGAUCAACUUUAUCCUCUCUUAAUAUCAAGCGAAUGAGUGCAAACUUAGAUUUUGUCUUUCCUACCAAUAGCUGUUUGGGGCUUUUCAACUCUUCGUCUGUUGAAGAAAUCAGAAAUUUGCCAAAAAAAAGUUUUAUUUAAGGUUGAUCUGUGGUAGUCACAUUGCUGUUAAUUUAUUUCAACUGUGCGCAGUCUCGUUUGCUAGUUCUUCUUGGGAGAUGUAUCCAAUUAAGCCUAUUAGCAGUGUCAGAAAAUAAGUGGAAAAGGCAAGUGCUGAAAAUAUGCGUGUUACGAAUGAUUAUUAAGUAAGAAUAUAAAUGUGGAAGCAUCUAGUCCGGAAUAUCUAGUUGCCAGAUAUCUAUAGUAGUUGUAUAACUCAACUCUAAUGUUGUUUUGGGUGAAAAUUUUACAUCUUCCAUCAAAUUAGUGUUAACUUGAAAAAGUCAUGCUGCAGAUCAAAGCAGUUUAAAGUGCAUAAAAAGAAAAUUGCGUUCAACGCAUAAAUUAGUUGAAAGUUGUCGUUUUCUGCUUGAACUGUUACAAUAAAGGCACAACGGCUGCCUCACUGCGCUUACAACAGACCCCAUGUGGCCGGAUGGUGUCCAGCGUCUUCGGUGGAAGUGAUUGGACAUCUCAUAAGGGACCCAUAUUCAAAGGAGAGAAUACAAAUAUCCCAUCGAUAGGGUGAUCCGAUCGAUUGAAUGAAUGGAUGUUGAUUCCUCGGGAGACCCAAAAUCAGACAACUGAGAAAAUGACGGUUCAGUCAAACUUUGACUCACCCCAGCAGCACCAUCGUGUCAUGGAUCAUUAUCACCAGCGCCAUGAUCCGGCCUACAACAUUACUAGUGCCGAGGUGAUCGAUUACAACAGCGACAACAGCAUAGCGGUGUUGCAGCAUCACCACCGCUAUAUGCCAUCCAGUUCCAGUUCCUGUGAUAACACUAAACAUCACCCGAUGCAGAGUUCCAGCGUUCCGGGGUCUUGUGACGAAAAUACUCCUAGUGUAGUAGAUGUUAAUAUAGAUACUAAGAAGAUAGCACUAUCCAAUGCAACCAAUUCGAGACUGAACUCCCCCGCAAGGUUCGAAACUGAGCGGAAGUACACAAAUCACAUCGAGGUAUACAGUGAUCACACGAACAAGUUGGAAGAGGAAAUAUCCGAGGAUGAUCGGGGACCGCCACUUCCACCGCGACCUGCCCCAAGAACACGGACCCUGCAGCGAGUUGAAAGUGCCACAACAACGCCCGGCGUGCGGAAAUACGUCAUCUGGUGUCUAAUAUGUGGAGGAAUAUCGUGUCUGUUGGGGAUUUUGUUUUUGGGAAUCUACUUCCUGCUGAGGUCGUACACCAGCACCGUGGGAUAUUUCGAAACCGUACCAACGUUCGUUCCUGCUACACUGCUAAUGGUCACGGGUAUAUGCAUAAUGAGUCUGGCGAGACGAAGAAACCGAUAUAGUUACUUGAUUAAACUCUCCGGAGCCUGUGGACUUGCAUCGGCACUAACAUGUGCCCUCGUGACUGUUACUACAACCGUACUACACAUGAGCCGCCUUCAGGUUUUGCGUGAGUGUGAGUAUACUCAGAAAACUCGCACUUGCACAUGUUACUCGGUGACGGCAGAAAAGCAGGCGGAAGGAAUCGACGAUAACGUUCGAUUUGUCUUCGACUCCACCUCCGAUUGUGGAGUUGUCCACGGAGCACUGUAUUCCUGUUUGCGAGCAGUGUUUGGACUCUCUGUGGCUGGCGUGUUAGUGGCAGUAUUUAGCUGUAUGCUCGUGUAUCAACUGCUGAGUCAUGAACGAAAGAAAAUGUACUGGGAGCAAUUGGAAUUAAGAUGUCGAUCGUUAUACUCUGGACAGCAGGGACCUACGGUGCUACCAUCCGGUCCAAUGUUGGGAGGAACACGCAAUGGCAACUGUCGAUGCUGCGAGCAGUGUCAUGCCCACCGGAAUGUGAUGCCAUCUUCCUAUCCAUGGGAAGGCGACCAGAGAUUCUGGACUCCGGGACAGGCGGGAAACUUUUACUCACCCAAUCCAGGUGGUGAGGAGAAUUCAAGUGGCAACAGGCUUAAUCAGAACGGUCGAAGAAUACCCGGAUGGAGUUGGCCUAGAAUGCCAUGGCAGCGUAAUGACGCUCAACGAAUGUCCCCACAUAGCCCAGACUCUCAGUAUGGGUUUUCAAAUAGAGGGACUGCACAAGAUCCGGCGUCCAUAGCAUCCAAUCAACCGCGUUAUAACGUUAUCGAACAACAGUACGGAAUAUGGGGUCCUCCGCCACCUUACAGCGAUCCUAACAGCCCAGCUCGCCGAGGCCGCUAUCAGUAUAUCCAUCCAGCUCAGUGUCAACCUAUGAUCGAGCAAAACAUUCCACCCACAAAUAUAGCUAUAUUGGAAUGCCAUCAACAUCCGAUGGCAUCCGAGAAUCAUUCCAUCCAACAGUUUGGCAAUCCUUCCCAACAUAAUGUGUUUCGAAAUCCAGGAAAGCGUCAGACAUUCAAACCGGCCAAGGAUAAUUAUGAAAACACUCCUUCAGAUAGUGACGGUCCUAGAGAUCGCUUCUCGAACACUCUUCCGCUUCGGAAAACCAAAAAACGUGUGGAAGCUGGUGCAAAGAGUAUUGGGCCGAAUCAACCGGCUACAAGAGUUAAUGUUCAAAAUGUGUUCAGCUCAGAUGCAUCGUCAGGACAGCAUAACUCGGUGGAAACGUCAGAGAACGAAUAUAACGAACCAUCGCUUCCAAACAACGAGCCUAGCUGUAGUAGUCAACCUGCUGCACAGCAUGUGAAAACGAGGAGAAUAAAAGCGGGCGUGGAGAAUACAGGAUUUCAGACGGUGGAAGCCCUGGAAGCAGAUGCCAUGAAUGGCAAAAUGAUGGAACCAACAGAGUCGGAAGUAUACUUUGCUGACGUGAGUAGCUGUUGUAAUAUGUCGGUGAAGAAUGAUAACUACUACGAAGAUACUAACCAAAGACGUAAGAAUGUGAAGGAUAAAAGCAAGCAGGUCCCAGAGCAGCAAGAGUUUAGUAAAGAGCAAGCAGAUGACUAUAUCGCACAAAGAUUUGGAAAACGGGAACCAUCCGUUCGCAGCAGGCUACCCUUCCCACAGGUGAUUCCCGAGAAGUUCGAAAAGCCGGCUGUGAUGCCGCGUCCUUCUCUAAUGCACAAGGAUAUCUCUCGACAGAGUAUGUGUUCGGUGGAAUCGGGUGAGAAGACAGACUAUACCGACUUGUCACCCGCGACCCCUAGUACAAACUUUCCUACGAUAACAUAUCCACAGCAGGAACCAAGUAACAAUUUGAACGCCUCGAGUAAUGGUCCCACCAAUUCGCCCAGCGCGGUAACUGAUUUCGCGUCGGAGCCCAACAGUUCAAAUUUUAUUGCAUCCUAUCCGUACUCAUCUAACGAGCAAAGUCAAGAGGCCCACCGUCGUUCAACGAAAAACUUACAGGAUAUUUUCUUGGCACCUGACUCACAGUACGAGGACAUGUCCGCCCAGUUUGCCUACAUACCGAGCCAAUUCCCUCCAGGGACCCGAGAACACGUCAGUUAUCAGCAUCAAUAUCCCAUGUCACAGACACCGCAGCAGCAACCGCAACACAAAUCGAAAUCACCCAAAAAUCUUAACAUCACUCCAAUCAAGCGACAAAGUCUGGGGACCAACAUUAGUUCAAUCAUUCAGAAUCUCAGCGGCAGCGAGUCGGGUCUUCUAUAUCCGGAGGGGCGGAAUAGUGGCACCCUGACCACUGGCAGUGGUGGUACAAGCGGAAGCGUUCCCGGAACUAUAGGGUUGCGGGAGAUGGAGCACAAUCAACGGAUUCGAUCGACGAAUGAGGACGAGAGUAGCAGCAAUGACGAGAACGACGACUCGGAUGUUACCGAUCGACGUCGAUUGUGAGAUGAAGUGUAUGUGUGAGUAGACCCUGUUUGAAAGCACAGCAUCGGGCACUGUAUAGUGAGGCUAGGGGUUGAAUUCACCAUUCGUGACAGUUGAUUGCGCGUUUGUGUUUUGGGAAGAAGUGUUAGCAUUCUUGAAGUCUUCCUCAAGCUGUCAUCAAAGAAUCAUUUGAAGGGAGAAGUUUCAUUUGGGAUUUACCGAACUAUAUCUCAAAAAGAGCGGACGUUAGUUUUCCUGAAUGACCUAAUACAAAGAGCGGACGUUAGUUUUUCUGAAUGACCUAAUACAAGGAUCUUUCCUCAUAAAUUAUCUCCCGCUAAUGUAAUGACGCAAUUCCAUGUGAGUAUUUUGCGAUUUACCGUAUCAUUGGUAACUCAAAUUCGAUUUUUUAUGCGUUAGUUUCACUGAGCUGGGGUAUCCUAGGUAGGACAUACACACCAAAAUUUGGUUGUCGUUUUCAGCCAAAUUUUGCCGAAUUUUCAUCAGCUGAAAGUUUCAGCAAUUUAAUAUGCUGAAACUUCAGAAAUUUGAAUUUAAUCUAUUUGACAGAUUCACUUUGCUGAAAAUUCAGAAACUCAAGUUGUCAAAUUGACAGUGUGAGUACCGAAUUCACAGGAAUCCAGCCUGAAAUACGGAGAAGUUGGUGAUUGCGCUGUCAAUUUGACAAUCUCAAUUGCUGAUUUUCGGCGAAGUGAAUCUGACAAAUGGAUUCAAUUCAAAUUGCUGAACUUUCGGUAUCAUAGGCUGUGACCAUUUGGCGAUUUUUUUAAGCUUUUUAAAAUUCGACAGUUUAAGUUAUUUUCUCUCGAUUGGUAAAAUUUAACCGAAAGAGCGUAUCAUUUCAAAAGUUGACAUUUAGAUGGUUAUUUAGAAUUGACAGCUGCGAUGACCACAAGCUGGUAGAGGUGUAAACAUUUGUCGAUAUUUCGAAAUUAGUUUUUUUCUUAUUACAUUAAGCAUGACAGUCGCCUUGAAACGUAAACAUCCACAUCAUGAAAUAACCCAAACAAAUCUUGACACAGCACGUUAUCGUUUCCAUCUUUAUCCCUUCAUUUUGUAUAGAAAAAUAUUAGGCACAGAAAAUGUUUCCACCUUUUUAUUCUGCACCAUGGGCCAAAUCUUAACUACCGAGCUGUCAAAUUUAGCUACCGCUCUGUCAAUUUUAAGGUUGGACAGAGAAUGGGCAAAAAUCGAAAACGAAAAAAGCUGUUUUUUCCACACCGUGCGUUAGAUCUUCAUAAAAAUUAAUCAGCUUAUGUAGAAUGUUGUUACAGUAAUGCUGAUUGAUUUUCAUGAAGAUCUAACACACAGUGUGGAAAAAACUGCUUUUUCGUUUUCGAUUUUUGCCCUUUCUCUGUUCAACCUUAAUCAUUCUUCAGAGCAGGGCUAUUUUGCAAAUAACUUUCGAAGGGUUAGAUUUUAACCAAAAGUUAAAAAUUUCACCAAAUGGGCCACAGCCUUAGAUCACUAAAACUUUCAGCUAAAGAAAAUUCAGCAAAAUUUUGCUGACUUUCGGAGAAAAAAAAUGGUGUGUAGGGAUGUACAAUUGAUGAUCGAUUGGAAGCUUAUUCGUUUUCCAUGUUGCACUUUGCGGUAUACUGCAGACUCCUGGAACUAGAAACUUCUUAGCCGUAAAUAUACGAGCGACCUGAUUAGAAUUAUUACUUUUACUAAAACACUCCGCAGUCAACAUGUUUCUAUUGUAAAAAACAUUGAAAAUCUUUCCCUCCUCGUAAAUACAACAAAUAUAGUUAAUUAUUCUACAAUAAUGAUUCCAUGAUGUUAUAAAGCUGUUUCUACCAUAUUUGUUCCGUUAGCUGAAAACCAACUAGUAAAGAAGCAGCGUAGUAGCGAUAAUAUGUUUUGCCAAUUAUGAAAACGAUAGAGAAAUUGAAGAUUUUUUUUUAUGUUGGUAACCAUGUUGGCAAGAACUCGGUUCAGAGGUUCAUGUGAACAUGUGCUGGUCCAAAACAAUGAUUUUGCUUUCAAGAAGACCUUUGAUUUGGAAUAGGAAAUAGUUAACUAACCUCUGUUUGUCGCAUCAUAGUUUGUUAUAAAUGUGCUGUAGACUGUCCUGAAAAAAAUUAUAAAUCAAUCCUCAAUCCGGUGCAAAUUUGAGUCAGAUUGGUCCAAUCAAGUUGUUGUGUUUACUGUUAAUCUCUGCAUCUUUCUAAAAUCUAAACGGAGAAAUUCAAAUUGCCAUUAGGAGGCACUGUAGAUAAAAGAUCACCAUCAAGCGUUAGAUAGAAUAUGUCAUGAAUAAAGGACGAUUCAGACGAUACAUCAGCUUCCGUCAACGUCAACGGAACGUCACCGUUCCGUCAGGAUAAGUUACAUGCAGUUAAAUGGAGGCAUUCACACACAACAUCAACGGCACGGAACGUUUUGACGUACGGCACGUGUGAACGGACGCAAGAGAAAAGUAUUUAACUUAUCCUGAUGGAACGGUGACGUUCCGUUGACGUUGACGGAAGCUGAUGUAUCGUCUGAAUCGCGCUUAACUAUGUCGAAGACUGCAAAUAGAUCCGACUUCGUUAGGAAAAGUAGGAAACGUGUCGAUUAAGCCAAUUUGUUUUGUGUUCUGAAUGAAAACAAAUGGAACUUGAGUAAUGCACGUAGUCGGUUCACGCAAUAGCUGGGCUUCACUGAUUUCGACUAGACACUUCCGAUGUUUGCGUAUAUUGGUUGUGGGUCAUUUACCCCAUAGAGAAUAGGAAGAGAUACGAAUAGUGUGAAGUCAAAAUACCUUAUUGAGCAGACCAAUCAAGCAAAGUAAAUAAACAUACUUGUGCCUGGUUUGGAGGAGAUAAGUAUUCACAUUCAUUAAAAAAGAAACUUAUUUUUCGUCAGAAUUCAAUCAAAUCGUGGUUGUUGGAUGCAUUCUAGGGUAUAUGUAUUAUUAAAAACAAGCUUUACAUUUUUCGUCUAUUUUAAUCGAAAUACACAUCAUUUGUAAAACAAAUCUAACGAUCACAAUACGGUUUGUUCUCAAAAUAUAUUGUUUAUUGCUUUGAAAGUUGGAUUUUUGAUGCACUUCGCUAUCACACUUUUUUCACGGUUGCCAAAUGAAAUGAUAUGAAAUUGACAACAAAUUCACUUUCUUCGAACAAAUAAAUUAUAAAAACCGCCAUACUAACCUACCAGCUACUUAAAGUAAGAAGAAGUUUGUUUUUGACACUUUUCAAUGUCAAUAAUCUGUCAGGUCAAAGGCGUUGCACUUUUGAUCACACUUUUGAUUCAUCACACUUUCCAUACUGUGCAGUUGGAUUUGGUGGGAACUGUGGCAAUCCAUGAGACAUUUCUGAUCAGCUGAUUAUUUGAGUGAGUGCGAUGUCCGACAAAAUCGCCGAUUCGAUUCAACAUCAAACUAAUCGGGCUGACGAAAUAUGGUCGUUAGACGAGUUUUUUUUUUGUUCGCAGGAGCAAACUUGUUGAUAAAACCACUCGCUGAAUUAUCAAACAAACGUCGUGAUGGAUUGUCUAAUAAUAGGAGUCAUUUAAAGUGGGGAAGCGGUUGCCAAAAUGCUAGUGUUGAAAUCAUCAUAAAGGAAGUGUUGCCGUUUUGACUGAUUUUCACUAUUCGUCUCUCUCUCUCUCUCUCUCUCUCUCUCUCUCUCUCUCUCUCUCUUUCUCGCUAUUCUUUCUGAUUUACCCCUAAGACAAGACGUAACAAUAGGGAGGCCGUUUUUGUUUCAAUUUUACGUCAGAAUGGUCCUGCUCCUGAUUGCUUCAGUCUGACUUUUUGCACCGUACGCAAUGUUACUGCAGGGAUAGUGAAAUGAUGUUUGGCAGUGUUGCUAUAUUUAAAAAUUGUCAUUACUUUUGACAAAUAAAAUUACUAUCGCUGAAAAGUAAAAAUGACUAAAUUGAACUGAAAUUGUGCGGCAAAGUGAAACAAGUAUUUAUCAUGCAUUUACCGUAUACGUGGUUGAUUACCUUUAACAAAAAUAAGACAGAAACCACACUAUAAUCUAAAAUUAUUCAGAAAAUGGCUUCAUCAAACUUUACUAAACACCCAUGACAUAGAAAAACGGUGUCCUUCAAUAUAGUGGAUUCAAGAUACAAAAUAUUGCCGGCAUAAAAUAAAUUAAUAAGAUCCAUUUUCAUUAAUAAAAAUAGCAACACUGUUCGGAAGAUUUCGGCUGGGUGAAAAUGUACGAAAAGAAGAAUGCCGAAGGAAAAAUAAGAGGCCGAUUGUCACGUCUUGUCUUAGAUUUACCCCAUGUUUGAUCAGGACAAUGGUCAUUUAAUAGACUUUCGUCGUUUAAAAUCACAUUUUCAGCCAGGAGUCUUCAAUAACUAAACGUUUCCGCAAGAGCGAAAUUCUUCUGUAAGGAGUUUUUCGGAAAGUAAUUAAUUACAUAUAUUUAUGAACAUAAAUUGGCGCUGCAGAUCAAUUUCUCGUAAAACAUAUUUUUACCUACUUUUUACCAUAGUAAAAUAAUUUCUGAUUGGUUGGAACAUGGUACAUUGAUGUUUUUCUCGACAAAUUGAAUCUUAUUGUGCGAAAAUACCUGAGAACAGACUUAGCGUAAAGUGCGUAUGCCCAAUCCGGGCAUAACAGACUAGUAGACUUAUGCUAUUUAUACAGGAGUAGCAUUAUUUUUAUUUUUGUAUAUUUGAGCGUUUAUUGAACAUUUGGUGUAGGACAAUAGACGACCACAGAUCACAUGUACAAAUAUACCUUGUGAUAAUUUUCUUUUAUCGCGAUUGAACCCUCAUUCUACUUACCUUAGGUCUAGUAUCGAAAUUUCGUGUCCAAAAAUGUUAGCCACCUUCCGUAUGUGUGACAUAUUUGACACCACACAGGUGCACAUUCUAAGAUUUCAACUAAUCAAUCGUGCAGGAUUUUCUUUUCAAUUUCUAAAACAAUUCUAUACGUAGCGAAUACUAAACAGACUGAAAAGACAAAGGAACUUUAUGUUCCUAAGGAGUUUCAAUUCAAUAUUCAACUUUGUUAUGGGAGUAUUGUUAUUUAAUCCAUUGAAGUGAAUAAAUCUUUUGCAGGCUAAAUUGGAAUCUUCAUAUAAAAUAUUCUGAUUACAGUUGAAAAUCAAAAUAUUGAGCUUGCGCCUUUCGCUUUUUCUCUAUUUGCAGAGUGGGCAACUAAUGCGCAUCUUGUGUACAUGUUAGAGCAUCAACUUGCGCAUUAUUUACACCAGUUGCGCUUUAGUUGCACAAGCUGAAAAUAGGAGAAAAACCCAAAGGCGCAAGUUCACUAUUUCGAUUUUAAACUGCAAUCAGAAUAUAAAAAAGACCAGAUUGUAUUUGCAACGAUUGUAAGAAAUGGUGAUGUAAAAGAUCGGAUGGCUUCCUGUGAGCAAACUCAGUUAUGCAACAUCAAAUGAGGAAAACAUUUAAUUUGGAAGCAGUUACCAUAUCAAAUCGUCGUCGUACAAUUUAGCUAUCACCAUCAAACCGGAAAAAACAGUAUCCAAGGGACCAUUCAUAAAUUACGUAACGCAAAAAUUGCCCAAAAUCGACUCCCCCCUCCCCCCAUGUAACAAAUUGUCACAAAUUUCUUCAUCCCCCCUCCCCUGUUACGUAACAAAUUCCCAGAAAAUUUUUUUUUUCUUCGGUGAAAACAUGUUACGUAACGAUCUAGCGGACUCCUCCUCCCCCCUAUGUCACAACAUGUCACAACUUGUUGUACCCCCUCCCCCCCCUAAAAGCGUUACGUAAUUUAUGAAUGGUCCCCAAUGGCUUUUUCACUUUUGACUCUGCAUUGCACACUCAUUCAAACUUGGGUGUAAUCAGUCCAUCUUUCUUUUUACACUGCACCGGUGUAGUACUAGGUAAAAACGAAAUCGCUACAAUACUUCAGCCAUGCCUAUCUGUUUCGAUGCCGUUGGGAAUAGAACGAACUAUGGGAGAAGUCCUAUCUGACGGAAACCGACAACCCGAGAAUUUCAAUGAGUUCAAUUUGUUACGUCUAAUACGAAAGAGUACAAGAUCCGUUAUGAAGUAAAGGAAAAAUGCUUUCAUGCUAUACCUUGUGUAUAACUCAAGGUAUAGCGACUGUCGGUAAUAUAUGUAAUAUAUAUAAAGGUGGCCAUUGUUCUACUUUUCUACAUAAACAAGCUACGCGAAACUUGAUCAUUCACAGUCUACUCGUAACAUGUAGCACAGAUGAUAGUUGAAUUGUUUUCUCUGAAUUAAGAUAGCGUUUCUUUGUUAUUCUAGUCUCCGGCGAACAAGAACAACUUAAUUAAAAGGUUGAUAAUUAAGUAAACCCCUUUUUAACGUUUUUAAAUACUUCGUUGAUCUUUAGGACAGCUUCCAAUUUGUGAAAGGUUUAAAAUAAUCGUGAAAAUAAAGGAAAACCCGCUUGUACGAAAAUAUUGUUGGACAUUCCAUAAAAAAUGAAGCAAACGGCUGAACUAGGCACAUCAUGUUGUUUACUGAUGAUACGAGUUGAUGAAAUCAAAAAAGCUAAUACAAAAUUGUUAGGAGCAAAAAUGAGCGACUGCUAACUGGCCCCCGUGCUGCGAACGGGUCCGGCAAUCCUAAUAUUCUAGCGAGAAUUGGAUCUUCUAAUUAUAAUUCGAUUCAAUUCCAGCAAAAGCUACUAGAACGAAGUUGGAGUAUUUAAGAAUCAACCCAACUACAGAACUGAAUUGAUAGCUCGACAGUAGUUUACUUUGGAUUUUUUGUGAAUAGUUUAAUGUACUUUUAAGUCAGUAUAGUAGUAAAUUUAAGUCGUUGAGUCUACAGAUCUCUUUGGUUUCGUUUCCAACAUAAACAUAUAUAGCUUUAACAGUACAAGUGUUUGGCGAGUAACGGAAUGAAGAGCUCUCUUGCAUGUUAUAUAAAAUAAAUGAGCGUCCGAGCAUAGCGUUUGACCGAAAAGAGGUUAUGUUGUAAAUAAUUUCUUGAUUAAAAUGAACAGAUAUUGUAGCAAAGUUCUAGCAAAAACAGAAAGUGGUAAGUUAUAGUAUGUGUUAGGUGGAAAAAGUGACUGUUAUUAUUGUGUGAAUUUCAAUAGUUUUUCGCAGGAAGCGAAAUAAAUCCCCUAAAUUUAUUUCCAAUUGUUUUGCAACUUACUAUUUACACAUGCUAUGAAAUAAUUAAAAUCGUACAGUAUUCGCAAAUCUGACGCAAAGCAAAUUUCGUUGAUAUUUUUAUUUCCAAAAAAACGACAAGCCAGAAGUAAAUAAACAAUAAAAAUGAAAUAUGCUCACGAUAUUCUUAUACAUAUGAAAUGUAUUAUUUGUUAACGAACGUGAAUAAAAAUUAAGAAGUAAA